This is a messenger RNA of Daphnia magna, 609 nucleotides long. RefSeq lists its product as uncharacterized. The record is from RefSeq and is a predicted model, not a curated record. Gene Ontology annotation, molecular function: chitin binding. Bases 102 to 350 code for a protein of 82 amino acids. NCBI's taxonomy places the organism in Eukaryota, Metazoa, Arthropoda, Branchiopoda, Diplostraca, Daphniidae. The transcript is spliced from 2 exons.
UAUAAAACCUGUGAUCAGGCAGAGAAUUCAUUCAGUGUUAUACUAUUCCAACACAAGCACGCUUCUUAGAAAAGUCCGGCAUAUCAAAUCAACGCGCAGAAAUGAAGGCAGCUAUUACCACAAUCAUUUUGGUGUUGGCACUCUCUGCAAUCUCAUCAACAGAGGCACGACCUGAUCGGGAUGGUCUUUGGAACGUCGUUUUUCGCCAAUCGAGGAACGAUCAAUGUGGACCAGCACAUGGAGAAUGUAAAUCCGGCUUAUGCUGCUCUCUGUACAACGAAUGUGGAAACUCGGUUGCGCAUUGUAACGUCUCGCUCGGUUGCAAAAACAAGUGGGGCGUUUGCCAUUAGGAAAUGACGCUGGGAUUUGAAGAACAAAAUAAUGCUUGUUACAAUCGACUAACGUAUUGCACCUAAUGAAGGCGUGUCCAGACUCAUUUUAAUUUACAUGUUCACCUGAUAUACCUGUAGUAAGAAUAUUUGUACCUGAAGCUACUGAGGUACGUCAAAUUCUUUAUUUACUGAUAGAGAAGCAUGUAUGUCAAGCCGGUAUUGUAUCUAGACAUGCGCAAAGAAUUUAUAAUAAAAUACGUUAUUUGUGGAGAAAAAA